This is a messenger RNA of Aureobasidium uvarum, 1592 nucleotides long. The record is from the annotation of a GenBank genome assembly. Lineage: Eukaryota; Fungi; Ascomycota; Dothideomycetes; Dothideales; Saccotheciaceae.
CCAUGGUCACUCGCCAAGCAGAGGAAUCGGAUGCGCAGGUCGUGUCUGGAGAUAUUGGCCAGCAGGAAACUCAACCUCUACUGGAUCAGGAAGCCGAUGCUGAGGACUCACAACGGCAGGAAGAGAGUCAGCACGAUGAACAACCCACACGCUCAGUCUUUGGCAUCAUCUCCGUGCUGUUGAUUGGUGUUUUCGUCUCUCAAGCCGACACAACUCUGGUCUUUGCGACAUAUGCUCACAUCACAUCCGAGUUUAUCCGUCUGGGAGGCGGCAGCUGGAUUGAUGGCAGUUGGAUAGUGACGAGCUUUGGUCUUGCAACAUGCGCUACACAACCAAUGUAUGGACGUCUAUCACAAAUUUUCGGAAGAAAGCCCAUCCUACAGAUGUCGUAUCUGCUGUUUUUGGUUGGUACCGCUAUUGCAGGACUUGCUCAGAACAUGGUACAGAUGAUCGUUGGGCGUGUCAUACAGGGUGCUGGAAGUGCUGGUAUGGUCUCCAUGGUUUCCAUCUUGUUGACUGAUUUGGUACCGCUACACGAGGUGGCAUCGUACAGAAGCUACGUCAAUGUGUUUUCCACCGUGGGAAGAAGCUGUGGAGGUCUGAUCGGAGGCUACCUAACACAAACCAUUGGUUGGCGCUGGGCGUUCAUCGGACAAUGUCCGCUUUUACUACUCUCCAUCAUGCUGGUCUGGUGGAAGCUCGAAGAACCAUAUCAAAACGUUGACCUCAAGCAAAGCAUCUGGACAAAGCUCAAACGCAUUGAUUUUGUCGGCGCCUUCUUUAUGUCCAUCGCCAUUCUAGCAAGUAUCACAGCAUUCGAUCUUGGCAGCAAAAAGGCCAACACUCCUGUUCUUGCAACUCUCGUGGCGGUCGCAGUCACUGCUGGAGUUCUCUUUGCUCUGACUGAGAAGUUGUGGGCUAAAGAGCCCAUCUUCCCCUUGGAGUUGCUUGGAAAGGAUGCCGUGAUUACCUCAUAUUCGAUCAUCUUCAUCCAAACUGGCAUUCAAGUUGCUGUGANNCUCAUGUUCCUGGUGCCAUUGUACUUCCAAGUCACGGCCAAUGCAAGUAUGGGCGAAGCUGGCGCACAUCUUGUUCCUGCUGUGUUUGGUAACACACUUGGUGGCCUGGCUGUUGGUGCUUGGAUUAAGCGUUUAUCCGCCAUGCUCUGCUUCUCUUUACUUCUGAUAUUGUGGCGAGGUCAUACUAGCACGGCUGCGUCAUUAGUCAUCUUCUUUGGCGGCUGUGCGUCAGGCAUGGCAAAUUCAGCAGUCUUUGUUGGCUUGACUGCAGGAGUCGAGAAACAACAAAUGGCCAUUGCGACCACGGGACUGUAUCUCAGCUCCAAUAUCAGUGUGGUGGCUGGCGUCAGUGCUGCAAGUGCAAUCUUCCAAUCUGCAUUGCGAGCAAACCUCCACAGAAUGUUGGGCAGGGUGGUUGGCGGCGACGAGAUUGCGAGGAAGGUGUUGUCUGAUGUUGCGUAUGUGCAAACAUUGCAUGGCCGUCUUCGGCACUUGAUCAUCCGUGCCUUUGUGGCGAGUUUCAGGAGGACCUUUGGUAUGUUGCUCAAUCCCCUCUCCAAGGGAUCCUUUAGC